This is a messenger RNA of Exophiala xenobiotica, 1265 nucleotides long. RefSeq lists its product as uncharacterized. Gene Ontology annotation, biological process: maturation of LSU-rRNA; maturation of 5.8S rRNA. The coding region runs from base 103 to 1071 and encodes 322 amino acids. Gene Ontology annotation, cellular component: preribosome, large subunit precursor; nucleolus. Lineage: Eukaryota; Fungi; Ascomycota; Eurotiomycetes; Chaetothyriales; Herpotrichiellaceae. The record is from RefSeq and is a predicted model, not a curated record. The transcript has 3 exons.
CUCCGAUAAGCGAUAAGCCUACUGGCAAGCUUGCAGUCCACUACAGCCACCGCCUUGCCCUCUUCUUCGUCAUUUCUACGAGCCUCACGGUCGAGCACAAAAAUGUCUUCAGACGAGAUUGUAUGGCAGGUCAUCAAUCAGCAAUUCUGCUCGUUCAAGUUAAAACUCACCACCAAAGAACAAAACUUCUGCCGCAAUGAACAUAAUCUAACUGGAUUCUGCAACCGGCAAUCAUGCCCCUUGGCCAAUUCGCGAUAUGCCACUGUCCGACCAGACCCUGAGACUGGCGCUCUAUGCCUCUUCAUCAAAAGCCCCGAACGUGCACACCUGCCAUCGAAAUGGUGGGAGAAGAUCCGACUGCCGAACAACUACGAAAAGGCAUUGGCAUCAAUCGACGAGAAACUGAUUUAUUGGCCGAAGUUCUACAUUCACAAAUGCAAGCAGAGGUUGACCAGGUUGACACAAGUGGCCAUCAGAGAGAGGAGGAUCGCAAAAGAGGAAGACAGACUCGGCGAGAGGCUUGUGCCGAAGCUUGCACCCAAGAUUCGCCGUCGAGAAGAGACGAGGGAGAGGAAAGCAGAGAGUGCAGCCAAGGUUGAAAGAGCCAUUGAAAGAGAACUGAUUGAACGUUUAAGGAGUGGUGCAUACGGAGACAGACCAAUCAAUGUGGAGGAGAAUGUGUGGAAGAAGGUUCUGAGAGGCCUGGAAAGGGCCGAAAAGGGAGAAGAAGAGGAUAUUGAGGAGGUGGAAGAAGAAGUAGAGGGCGAAGGCGAGGUCGAGUAUGUUUCCGAUCUCGAAGAAAGCGAAAAUGAGGAAGAGCGCGAGAUGGAGGACUUCGACGACUGGUUUGGUGGUGAAAGCCCCGAUGAAGACGAACUGUCCGAAGUCUCUAGCAGUGGAGAAGGCUCAGAUGAUAGCGAGGAGCCCAGCGAAGAUGAGGAUGAAGAUGCCGCUGGCGCAGGAAAGAAGAGGAAACGGACAGCACCACCUCCGAAACAACCCAAGAAACGCGGCCGGGUUGAAAUCGAAUAUGAGACGGAACUGCCACAGAAGCAAGCCGUCUACGCUUGAAAUUUGGAAUGUCUGGAACGAUAUUCAUGAUGAUGACUUCCGCACAGCCUGGAGUGACAUUUACUGUUCAUCAAGUUCUGUGUUUAUGGCCAGGGGUCCAGGAGAAUAUAGUUUGCAAGAACGAAAAUGCAUUUCUGCCUGGAAGUCAGACCAGGUCACCGAAACCGUCCCUUGCCUGUCAGCUGAAAAUUUGC